Molecule: messenger RNA, 960 nt
Organism: Aspergillus oryzae RIB40
Lineage: Eukaryota; Fungi; Ascomycota; Eurotiomycetes; Eurotiales; Aspergillaceae
Product: putative C6 transcription factor
Exons: 3
Coding region: 1-960 (319 amino acids)
Biological process (GO): DNA-templated transcription
Molecular function (GO): DNA binding; zinc ion binding
Source: RefSeq, a predicted model, not a curated record
AUGAGAUCUAACUGGUUAUCAACAGAGAAUCCUUCAACUGUCUUACUAGGGUUUUUCCCUUUUAUAACAGCCGACAGCCUUUUUGAGAGGUGCCGCCAGGUGUACUUCGCCACCGAGGAAUACUCUGAUGCUACGUUCAUUGUGGUGAAUGCAUGCCUCGUAUAUCUUUUUAGUGAAUUUAGCUUCUCAGAAAGUGAAACCUCAAAGCGAGAAAUAUAUGAUAAAUAUCACGACCUCUGUCGUGUUAACCUUGAGACAGGUCUAGCGAACCUGAGUCUUUUGACGCCUGCAACAAUGGAGUCAAUAGAAGCCCUCAGCAUGGGAGCUAUUCACGCAAUCGAAAUUUCGAAGCCCUCCUUGGCGUUAGCGUUGACUUCAACCGCAUUUCGGCUGUGCCAGACGCUCGGUUAUCAUCGGGCCUCAUCAAUGGAGAACGACAGUUACACCGUGAAGCAAAACAAGCGCCGUUUAUUUUGGUCAGUUUAUGUCACAGAGAAAGCCCUUUCGCUGCGGCUAGGCCGUGCAUCAUCCAUACAGGAUUAUGAUAUUUCAUUACCCACCACAUUUGAACUUCUUGGAGAUUUUGAGCCGUGGAGAACUAUCUAUCCGCUAUGGAUUAAUCUAGCCAGAAUCCAGGGUAAGGUGUAUGAGAUGCUCUAUAGCCCUGCAGCCCUGCGUAAGCCUGCAGACGAAAGGGCGUCAUAUGCCCGUCAAUUGGCAGCAGAGAUGCAAAUGAACGUUGAAGAACCAUUCAAGGCCGAAGCCGGUGAUGUUCGAUGGAAUGGACCUGUUCCUGUGCCGGGACCUAUCCCCCAAGGUUUGGCCGAAGGAGCCGAAGGACAAGGAUUCCAGAACACUAUGCCUCCGACUACAUUAGGCAGCUGGUUCUCGGGUAACCAACAUAUGAUGGGACUUUUAGAGGAGGAUCUAUCGCUUUUUGAUCCUUCUGCGUGGUCAUGA